Molecule: messenger RNA, 1554 nt
Organism: Chelonus insularis
Lineage: Eukaryota; Metazoa; Arthropoda; Insecta; Hymenoptera; Braconidae
Gene: Rpn9
Product: regulatory particle non-ATPase 9
Exons: 6
Coding region: 195-1352 (385 amino acids)
Biological process (GO): ubiquitin-dependent protein catabolic process
Cellular component (GO): cytosol; nucleus; proteasome regulatory particle, lid subcomplex
Molecular function (GO): structural molecule activity
Source: RefSeq, a predicted model, not a curated record
AUUCUUUAAAAAUAUCUCUUGUGAAUUUUGUACUAGUGACUUCGUAAACGAAAAACCAGGCUGUGAAGAAAAUACCAAUUCCAAGAAGAACCAUAGCUAGUAUUGGAAAUACAGCUGGAUUUACAGUUUGCUUAUCUCAGAGAAGUGCAUUUUCAUGUUCGAUACAACAAUUGUGCCGGUCAUUGUUAAUAAACAUGGCAGCCGCCACAGGAUCGAAGGAUGUUAAUACCUUUUUGAGUCAAAGACAAAAUGUUACGGAUAAAGAAUUGGCCGCAGAAUGGGCACAAUUGGAGGAGCUUUAUAAUAAAAGACUAUGGCAUCAACUCACUCUAAAAUUGGAGACAUUUGUCAAACAUCCUGCUCUCCAAAAAGGUGAUAAUCUCAUCCAAUUGUAUAAAAACUUCUUGUCAACGUUCGAAAAUAAAAUUAAUUCUUUGUCUCUCGUGGAGAUAUCAGCACACAUUGUUCAGCAGUUUGUAGAUAAAAAAGAAGCUGUGAAAUUUUUAGAAAAAACAGAGACUAAAGUUAGUAAUAACAAUGAAGCAGUUGCAUUGUGUAAAGUAUUGCAAGGACAAAUUCUUUUGGAUAAACUCAAUGAUCAAGUGAAGACAAAAAAAAUCAUUGAAGAUGUCGAAGCAAUGCUUGAUAAUGCUGAUGGGGUUACCUCUGUACAUGGUAGAUUUUAUCUACUUGCUAGCAGAUUAUAUCGAUUGCAAGGAAAACAUGCUGAAUAUUAUCGUACAGCUUUAAGAUAUUUAGGUUGUAUUAAUUUGAGUACUUUAAACAAACAAGAACAAGAGCAACAUGCAUUUUUCCUCGGAUUAGCAGCUCUUCUAGGUGAGGGAGUUUACAACCUUGGAGAACUUUUAGCUCAUCCAGUGUUAGACUCAUUGAGAGGUACUCCAAAUGGUUGGCUAGUUGAUCUUCUUCAAGCCUUCAAUGCAGGCGACAUUGCUGCUUUUGAAAAACUCAAACCUCAAUGGACUAAAGUUGCUGAUUUAGCAGCACAAGAAUUGAAAUUACGGCAAAAAAUAUCAUUGUUGUGUUUGAUGGAGAUGACAUUCAAACGUCAAGCAAAUAAUCGCCAACUUACGUUUACGGAAAUUUCACAAGAAACACGACUGCCAGUUAAUGAAGUAGAACUAUUAGUUAUGAAAGCUCUAGCUCAAGGUCUUGUUCGUGGAGCUAUAGAUCAAGUAGCCGGUACUGUCAAUAUGACUUGGGUCCAACCGAGAGUUCUUGAUCGCAAUCAAAUCUCCGGAAUGGUUCAGCAGUUAGAUCGUUGGUGUAAAGAUGUUAAUUUAAUGGAAAUGCUACUUGAAUCCCGAGCGUCCGAAAUUUUGACUCUUUAAUAAACAAGAAAAGUGUAAGAAUUAUCUUCUUUAUUCAGUCUUGGGUUUCAAUCUUUUUUAUUUCCUUCAAAUAAAAAAUUUCUAAUUCAUCUAUUUGGAAUACGUCAAUUGGUACAGAAAAAAUUCUAAAUGAUCAAAUUUUUCGUCGACAACUAGAAUGUAUUCAAAAUGUGCUUGUUUUAUUAAUAAAAAUAAAUAUCAC